Molecule: messenger RNA, 1191 nt
Organism: Hyaloscypha bicolor E
Lineage: Eukaryota; Fungi; Ascomycota; Leotiomycetes; Helotiales; Hyaloscyphaceae
Product: SGNH hydrolase
Exons: 5
Coding region: 292-1005 (237 amino acids)
Source: RefSeq, a predicted model, not a curated record
AGGAACAGCCUGAAUUGAUCAUCACGUGUCGGCUGCUAUCUACCCCACUCAGAUUGCCGAUCAAAGGUAACUCCUGUGCUUUGGGACAAAUACAUUUUAGGGUCGGAGGGAUCGAAGCUUGAUUUUAUUAGGCUCUUGCGUAGGACGGAACCAUGGGACAGCAGAUGGCUUGUCUGGACCAAUUCGUUAUUUUCGGUCUGUCACUUUCAACGUCUCGAGCUUAUUUUGUCUGACGAUCGUAUAGGAGAUAGCAUCACCCAGGGAGCAUGGGACCAGUCACGUGGCUUUGCCAUGGGGGCAGAGCUGGCAUCGGCAUACUCGAGGCGGUUUGAUGUGAUGAAUCGAGGGUUCUCCGGCUAUAACACCGACCACGCACUAAAGGUGGUGCAUAACAUACUACCGCAGGCACACCCUCAGCAAGUUGCUGUUCGUUUCCUGGUGAUAUGGUUCGGAGCAAAUGAUGCAAACAAGAACCCAAUCCAGGCACAAUACGUCCCACCAGAUCGCUUCAAGAAGAACCUUCUCGAAAUCAUCAAUCACCCAGUGGUAACAGUCCACUCACCUAACAUAAUCUUGAUCACGCCACCUCCCUUUGAAGAGACUAUGUUGGUGAAGCUUCAGGAAGAGUGGGGAGUUACACCACCGACCAGAAAAGCAGCGGAUGCGCAGGAGUAUGCGGAGCUUGUGAAAGAAGUUGGGAAAGAGGCCGGGGUACCGGUCUUGGAUGUUUGGUCUGCUUUCAUGGAGAAGGCUGGGUGGAAGGCUGGAGAUCCAUUGCCUAUCCCUGGAACUUUAGAGCUUGGGAAGUCUAAGGAGCUGGAGGAGCUGUCCUAUGAUGGUUUACAUGUCAGCCCCCAGGGAUACAGAAUCGUAUUUAGUGAGUUGGUAAAACUUAUCAACGAGAAAUGGCCGGAGUACCCGCCGUAUAAGAUGCCGUAUGCGGUCAAGGUGCAGUGGGAGAAGGAUAUGGGCGCGGAAUUCUGGGAUGUGAAGAAUACGAUAUGAAUGGUAACUGAAUGAUGCAAUUUCGUAGACUGUGGGAGUAGACUUCCCUUGAUUUCAACGAGAAUAGAGAGGAUUUAGAGUUAUUUGAAGAAGUCGAGAUCGAGGAAAGGAGGUGUGCUGAGUCACGUGAACGUCUGCAGACCCUGCUAUCAGAAAUCAAACCACCUGUUCAAAAGAAGCUGCUCG